Argiope bruennichi is the source of this 921-nucleotide messenger RNA. It is a transcript of the gene robl, whose product is annotated as dynein light chain roadblock-type 2-like. The transcript has 4 exons. Gene Ontology annotation, cellular component: centrosome; cytoplasm; cytoplasmic dynein complex. Bases 326 to 619 code for a protein of 97 amino acids. Gene Ontology annotation, biological process: microtubule-based movement. The record is from RefSeq and is a predicted model, not a curated record. Gene Ontology annotation, molecular function: dynein intermediate chain binding. NCBI's taxonomy places the organism in Eukaryota, Metazoa, Arthropoda, Arachnida, Araneae, Araneidae.
AUUUUAGUAGAAAAAUGCAUAAAAGUUUUUAAAAAAUUUAUAAUUAAAUUUUAUCUAGAAACGUACAAUGAAACAAAUUGCUUAAUAAUUACGAAAGAGUGAAUGUUUAUCCCAUCCUUUUUUCUAAAUUGGGUUGUACAAUUAAAACCGUGACGGUCUGUAUUUUGAUUCGGUGUUCUCCAAGUUUUGGUAUCCAUGGUCACAGGUUGAAUAGCGAUUAGUGUUUUUAAUAUCUAUAGGCUUGAUCUUGUCUUGCAUAAAGCACAGUUAUUAAAUAACUAAAUUUUCUAUAAUUUCAUAAAGAAAUUACUAUAUACUUUUCGCUAUGGCAACUGAGAUAGAUGAAACUUUUAAAAGAAUUCAGUCUCACAAAGGUGUAAUGGGUAUCAUUGUUUUGAAUACAGAUGGCAUCCCUAUUAAAUCUACAAUGGAUAAUAAUUCGACUAUUGAGUAUGCUGGCUUGAUUACCCAUCUUUUAGACAAAGCUCGACAAACUGUGAAAGAAUUGGAUAAUACUAAUGAGCUUACUUUUCUGCGAGUUCGAUCUAAAAAGAAUGAAAUAUUAAUUGCACCUGAUAAAGAAUAUAUGAUGAUUGUUGUGCAAAAUCCAAAUGAGUGAAUGUAUUGAAGAUUCUUUUAUUUAUAUUAAUUUUUAUAAUAAUAUAUGCUUUCCACUGUUUAUAAAUGUAACUAGUCUGUUUUAUGCAAAAUUUUAUCUUUAAAAAAUUCAGUUUACAUUGUAUUCUAAUUAAUUAAAUAAAUUUUUGUUCAUUACCUUAAUUUACUAUUCAUAUUUCUUUUGAAUCAUAUGAAAGAAUUACACCAUUACAUAUGCCUAUUACAAGAAAAAAGAAAGAAAAGAAAAAAAGAUACUGCUCGAUGUUGUAAUUCAUUUUAUGUUGUAUGUAUCAAAUUUUAGAU